Molecule: messenger RNA, 1454 nt
Organism: Daucus carota subsp. sativus
Lineage: Eukaryota; Viridiplantae; Streptophyta; Magnoliopsida; Apiales; Apiaceae
Product: cytochrome c1-2, heme protein, mitochondrial
Exons: 8
Coding region: 153-1079 (308 amino acids)
Biological process (GO): mitochondrial electron transport, ubiquinol to cytochrome c
Molecular function (GO): electron transfer activity; heme binding
Source: RefSeq, a predicted model, not a curated record
CUCCCCGCUUGCGACUCGGAAUAUAACAGAUCACAUCACACCACCACCAACAACAAGAUUGAAAACACUUCUUCUUUUGUUUCUUUGACAGAACUAACAAACCCUAAUCUCUGUACCUCAGAUCAUCAACAGUUCUUGUGAAAUUGACUGAAAUGGCCGGAGGUAGAGCAUUGCAGCAGUUACUGAGGGCGAGACUGCAAUUUCAAUCUACUGCCCUUCCGGUUUUGUCAUCCAUCAAGGCAAAGAAUGACAAAGAAGGAACUGUUUACCUGAAGUCGCUAAGAGCAUUUGCACUCCUUGGAGCAGGUGUAUCGGGGUUUUUGGGUUUUACAACAGUAGCCUCUGCUGAUGAGGCUGAACAUGGUUUAGAAAGUCCAGAUUAUCCAUGGCCUCACAGCGGUAUUCUCAGUUCAUACGAUCAUGCUUCGAUUCGCCGUGGUCACCAGGUCUACCAACAAGUCUGUGCAUCUUGCCAUUCAAUGUCCUUGAUUGCAUAUCGUGACUUGGUUGGUGUAGCAUACACGGAGGAGGAAACUAAAGCCAUGGCUGCUGAGAUUGAGGUGGUUGAUGGACCUAAUGAUGAGGGUGAAAUGUUUACUCGUCCUGGAAAACUAAGUGAUCAUUUUCCUAGUCCGUACCCAAAUGAGCAAGCAGCUAGAUUUGCAAAUGGAGGAGCCUACCCUCCAGAUUUAAGUGUUAUUACCAAAGCUCGUCAUAAUGGCCAGAACUACAUAUUUGCCCUUUUAACUGGUUACCGUGAACCUCCUGCUGGUGUGUCUGUCCGAGAAGGCCUGCAUUAUAAUCCUUACUUUCCCGGGGGAGCUAUUGCUAUGCCUAAAAUGCUCAAUGAUGGUGCGGUUGAGUAUGAAGAUGGCGUCCCUGCAACAGAAGCUCAGAUGGGCAAAGAUAUUGUGACCUUCCUGGCAUGGGCUGCAGAACCAGAAAUGGAAGAGAGGAAACUGUUGGGAUUUAAGUGGAUUCUUGUACUCUCUCUGGGAUUCAUUGCAGCAGGUUACCAAAGACGCAUGAGGUGGUCCAUUAUGAAGUCCCGUAAACUUGUGCUCGAUGUUAUCAAUUAAUCAACAGUUUCCGGCUUAUUCCUUGUUUAUGAAGUCUUGAGAACCAGCAGUCAUUGUUACUGUAAAAGGAUCAAGGUUCUUCAAGUGACUUAUUCCUUCAUGUCCCUUUGGUAGUCAUAAUAAAGAUGAAACAUUAUAGAAACAUAGGGAGAAAUAAGAGAUGUGUGGGCAGUCUCUUAAAACCGAAUCCUAUGAACAAGGUAGAAUUCAGAAUAACUAUGUAGCUACAUUUGGUAUCAAAGUACAUUGAUACAGUGUUGAGAUUAGUAAGCUGGAAAAGUGAUAAAAUAAGUCCAUAAAUUAUUUGUAUUUUUGCUGACAUAUUCAUUCACUCCAAAAACAUAGCAAUGUAUGCAACGGAAUAAUCUUAGAACA